This is a messenger RNA of Pomacea canaliculata, 3095 nucleotides long. RefSeq lists its product as uncharacterized. The record is from RefSeq and is a predicted model, not a curated record. Gene Ontology annotation, biological process: transmembrane transport. The transcript has 19 exons. NCBI's taxonomy places the organism in Eukaryota, Metazoa, Mollusca, Gastropoda, Architaenioglossa, Ampullariidae. Bases 496 to 2067 code for a protein of 523 amino acids. Gene Ontology annotation, molecular function: transmembrane transporter activity.
CCCAAGUGUCGGCGAGCCGCGAAAACAAGCUUGCUGGCCCUUUGUGGCCGCGCACACAACACUGCUGCCUCUUUGUGGCGGUUGUUCGGGACACGAUCUCGGGUGGGGGACAGGGAGGCAAGUCACGUCCUGCCUCGAUCGUCACGAGUCUGUCCCCUUCCCUUCCUUCACUCCAAGGGCCGAAAGACGGGGUGAUCUUGAUGUUAGGGAUUUGAGUGAUCUUGUCGACUACAUCGUCCACGUCCACGGAUUUCGCCCAGAAGCGAUACAACACUGAUGCUAUAGAACUGCCAGUUUGCGCCGCCAUUCAAAGCAAGAGACAUUCUUCCUGUGAGCUAUGUGAGCUGAGUUUUCUGUGUCGUCAUUCUAGUCUGUCUUUGGGAAUGGAAUUGGAUCAAUCGCCACAAGCGGUGACAGUAACACAGACGAAGUUUUGCUUCUGCUAAAGUAAAGGUCGGAUGAAGUGAGACAUAUUGGAUUCGUGAAGUCUGCACAAUGACCAAACUAUAUACUGAGGAAGCCGAUGGAGCGCCUUACUCAGAGCUGCAGAUGGUGGACCAAGGCACUCCGCCAUUGCUGAGUAAACGGCAGACAUUCUUAAUGAACUUCACACAGUUUGGCCUUAACUUUAUGGUUCUUCUUCUCAGUGUUGUGGUGGUCCCUGCCCAGAUGGAGGCGCUGGUUGGGGGCUCAGCCAAAGGGAGCUGCCUCGGGGGACUGGUUGCCGGAGGAGCAGCUGUGACGUUCCUGGUGAGUCCUAUGAUCGGCAUGGUGAGCGACCGCAUCAAGAGCCGACUGGGCAAGAGGCGACCUGUCAUGCUCAUGGGCACGGCCUUCAUGUGUGUUGGUCUUCUUGGAAUGGCAUUCAGCGCUCCCCAGCUUGUCAUAGAAAGAAGUCCAAAAGGCUCCGAGGAAACAGCAUUCAACAACACAGAGACAUGUAUCCGUGACCUGGCUUUCAAGCGAUGUCUUCCUUUUUCCAACUUAACCGCCUCGACACGUGACAUCCGGUUGACCGGAGGUACCCCGCCAGGAGGAGUGAUCCUCCCUCGCAAAGACGAAGGCGUUGGGUCGGAAAAGAUAAUAGAGGAGGAUUAUCCUGGGAACACAGGUUUAUACAUCUUGUUUUUCCUCAUCGUCAUCUCUUCACAAGCGGCCAUAUCUGUUCCGUUCAACGCUCUAGUUGCAGACAAGUCUCAUCCUUCGCAGAGAGGUUUCAACUCUGGAGUAAUGGGCGCCAUGAUUCUACUGGGGAACGUGUCGGGCGCAGCUGCAGGCUUGAGCUUCACGCACAUUGGAAUUCUUAGCAUCUAUGGUGUUAUUAUUGCUGUCAUUGUUCUCAGCGUAGCCGUCACAGUUGUCGUCACAAAGGAACAUUCUGGAAGAGACGACGGGGAGAAAAAGAAGCUGGGCUGCAAGGUCAUUUUUGCCGGAUUCUGGAGUCCUCUAAAAGAGCACGACUUCCGUUGGGUUUUCAUCACGCGGUUCCUCAUGCAGCAAGGCGUUGCGACAAUCACGGGGUUCUUGGAGUACUGGCUGGAUGACAUGGUGCAGUUGCCGUACUGCUGGACAGCGGCGACGUCCGUGGCUCUGAUGUUGUUGCCGUUGUUGUUUUCUGCCGCCGUCAGCUCUAUCGUCUUUGGCAUUGUGUCAGAUCGAACUGGAGAAGAAAAGCCAUCCUUAUUUUAUGCUGUUAUGGGACAUACGUUUUUAAUGGCUGCAGGAUCCCUCGCAGACGCCUUCAUCAGUGGUCACUCGGCCUAUUACCUGGCUAUUGCCACGGCUUUCCUUACAGGCAUCGGGUUUGGCGCCUUUCAGUCGGUAGACUUUGCCCUCGUGAUGGACGUGCUGCCCGAGGAGCAAGAGAAGGCGAAAGACAUCGCUGUUUGGCACCAGGCUCUCGUUCUGCCUCAAGCCUUGGCCACGCCCAUUGGCGGCCUUGUUCUCGAUCUCUUUGAACGUGUCAACUGUCAGAUUGGCCUGGGAUACAUUGUCCUGUUCGUGAUCACCUCCUGUUACUUUGUGCUCAGCGGGGUCUUCGUUAUAAAGAUCCGCCGCGCCAGGUAGAAAAAGCGAGUAUCUGCCUGAAAUCUUUAUUGACACCGUGUGCAGCCAAAGAUGCUAAUAAGAAAAAAAAAAUCCAAAUAGCCAUACAACAUCGUCUGUGCCAAAUCAUCAACAGACGGAACAUCGACUGUAAAGGCUAUGAGAAAUUUGAGCUUUCACAGUUCAAAGAAAUUUAGCGUGGAGAAAGUAAGAAGUCAGCAGGUCAACAAAAAAAAAAACAAAAACAAACAAACAACAACAACAACAAAAAACCAAACAAAAAAAAAAAACCAAAACAAAAAAAGCAACAAAACUGGGGUGUUGAAGACAUUUCAUGAGAUGGAAAUAUCUGUCCGGUUAUGUUUGUGGUGACAUUUACAAGGUUCACAUUAAGUUCAUGUUAAGAUAUGCUCUGAUAAGUGUAUCAGAUUUUAAAAUUCAAGGAGAAGAGAUUUCAAAUAAUUAAAAGGAAAACUCACAACACUACAUAGCAACCAAUGUCGGAUGCACCGAAGCCUGGAGGGUGAAAGGGCGACCAAAAAUUCUGUGAUAUAGUGAUGUCAAGGAUCACAAGCUAGCCGGAAGUCCGAGAGGCUGUAUGUAAAGAUUUAUCUAAACCUGUGGAAAAAACAGCUCUAAUCAUAAUGCUGAAAAUGUUGUAAUACCUUCUUGAUUUUAUUUGCUUUGGUGUAAUUUUCUCAAAGGGGGUUAAAGACAGUUUUGAUAGGGAAAAGGUUUCCCGUUGCUUUGUGUCCAGUUUCAUGAGAAUACUUCCGUGGCCGAAUGAAUUAUGGGACAUAUGAUGGUCAGGAUGAUGCUGUUGUUGCUGUCGUUGUUGUCCAGUUUCAUCAUUUUCUGAUGUUAUCAGUGUUAUUAAUAAAUGUGACUGAGAAUAAUAUUAUUAGACAAAGCUGUGUUCACUAUAACACUAAUAAUCACACCAAUAUCGGCAACUGAAAUUUACUUUAAGCAAAUGAAGAAAUAUAAAAGCUGUUCAUCAAACAAAAACCUUUUCCGCAUAGAAAUUAAAAUAAAGCAUGCAAAUACCA